UUUGACAGAGAGAAGGAUCUGUUACUAUCCUCACACAGAAGGCUUUUAUACAAUAUUUUGAUUGAGGGAUGAAAGGAAAAUUUGCAAUGAUUCUUGCCAGGUUCUUGGUUUUCCUUUGCCUUGUGUGUGGUACAUUGCAAUUACAGUCUCUGGAUGACACAGAGAGAUUUUGGACAGAAGAUGCUUCUACUGGUGUUUGCUAUCAAAUAAACUCAGAAUCAGCUCUGACAUGGCAUCAAGCAAGAAAAAGCUGUCAGGAGCAAAAUGCAGAACUAUUAAGCAUCACGGAGAUACAUGAACAAGAAUAUGUAGGAGAGCUAAUUAAAAAAUUCAGUCUUGCAUUGUGGAUUGGAUUGAACAUUUUGAAUUUCAACAGUGGAUGGCAAUGGGCUGGGGGCAGUCCUUUCAGAUAUUUAAACUGGGCUCCAGGAAGUCCUUCCCCAGCUCCUGGGAAAAUCUGUGGCACAAUGAAUCCCAGACAGAAUGCUAAAUGGGAAAACCAAGCAUGCAACCAGAGAUUUGGCUACAUCUGUAAAAAGAGAAAAAUAAAUUCAAAAUUUGACAAUAUAACCAAAGAGGAAAUGAGACCUACUAAAUGCACAGAAGGUUGGUGGCCAUAUGCAGGACACUGCUACAGCAUUCAAAGAGAAUCCAAAGCAUGGAAGGAUGCCCUGACUUCAUGUAAGAGGCAGGAUGGAGACUUGGCCAGUGUCCACACCAUUGCUGAAUACAGCUUUCUGGUGUCACAGCUUGGUUACAAGCCAACAGAAGAGCUAUGGCUGGGCCUAAAUGACCUGAAGGCUCAUUUCUACUUUGAGUGGAGUGAUGGGACUCCUGUGACGUUCACCACAUGGCAGCGCAGACAUCCCACCUAUAGGAACGGUUUAGAGGACUGUGUUGUUAUGAAGGGACAGGAUGGGUACUGGGCAACUGAUGUUUGUGAUAGGCAACUUGGUUACAUCUGUAAAAAGAAGCCCUCAUCAAAGUCUCCUGAAGAAAAGAUCAAGGACCCAGGCUGCCAGGAAGGUUGGAAAAGAUUUAGUUUUCACUGUUAUUUGGUGGGUUCUGCACUUGCAACCUUCUCAGACGCAAAUAAGACAUGUGAGAAGAGCAAAGCUUAUCUAGCUACAGUGGAAACCAGGAAUGAGCAAGCUUUCCUGAUUAGUCUGACUGGGCUGAGGUCUGAAAAGUAUUUCUGGCUCGGUCUCUCUGACAUAGAAGAACAAGGAAUGUUCAGGUGGACCAGUGGUGAAACUCCUUCCUUCACACACUGGAAUUCAGCAAUGCCAGGGAAAGAGCAAGGCUGCGUUGCCAUGGGAACUGGAGCCAAUGCUGGAUUAUGGGAUGUCAUUAGCUGCCAGGAGACAGCAAAUUUCCUUUGCAAGCAGAGGGCAGUGGAAGUGCUACCGCCAGCUCCUCCUGCCCAGGUCCCAGCAGCAUCCUGUGCCCGAGGUUGGGAUGGAGCCCCACAGGCAGACUCCUGCUUCAAGUUCUUUGUGAGGGACAAAAACCUAAAGAAGAAUUGGUUUGAAGCUGAAGAAUUCUGUAGAGAAAUAGGAGGAAAUCUGGUCACAAUCAAUUCAAAAGAAGAUCAAGUUUUCAUAUGGCAGUUAGCAUUGGAAAAAGGACUGCAAACUCAGGGUUUCUGGAUGGGUUUGUUUCUCUUAAAUCCUGACGAAGGAUUUACCUGGAUUGAUGGUUCUCCUGUAAUUUAUGAGAACUGGGAUGAAGAUGAACCUAAUAAUGAUAAAGGAAUUGAGCACUGUGUUAUGCUUAAUAGAUCACCACAAAUGCGCUGGAAUGACUUGUACUGUGAACAUUUGCUUAAUUGGAUUUGUGAAACUAAAAAAGGUACACUGCUCAAACCUGAACCAAACAACAAACACGAAUAUCAAGCUGUACAAACUGCUGAUGGGUGGAUUAUAUACAAAGAUAAGCAGUACUAUUUCAGCAGAGAACGUGUCCCUAUGGAAAAAGCACGGAGAAUUUGCCAGAGGAACUUUGCAGAUCUUGUUGUCAUUGAGGAUGAAAAUGAAAGACAGCUUAUUUGGAAAUAUAUUAACAGAAAACUGAGUGGUGUAUUUCUCCAAGAGGAAUCAUAUUUCAUUGGCUUAUUUGUCAGUUCUGAUCGGAAGCUCAGCUGGCUGGGUAAAACCCCUGUGAACUAUGUUGCCUGGGCUCCGGGAGAACCCAAUUAUUCACAUAAUGAUGAAAACUGUGUGGUAAUGAGAAAAGAUUUUGGCUUUUGGAACGAUAUAAACUGUGGUUUGAAAAAUGCCUUCAUCUGUGAAAGGCACAAUUCAACUUACUCAGGAUUUGUUCCCACUGUACUUCCGCCUCUGGGAGGAUGUCCUGAAAUGUGGAUUUUGUUUCAAAAUAAGUGUUAUAAAAUAAUUGGGUCCAGGGAAGAAGAGAGACUGACUUGGUACUCAGCAAGAAGUGCUUGUAUAGAACUAGGGGGAAAUUUGGCCUCUAUACACAAUGCUCAAGUACAAGCAUUCCUCACUUUCCAUCUAAAGGAUGUCACAAAUGAGACUUGGAUAGGAUUAAAUGAUAAGCAUUCAUAUGUUUGGACAGAUGGAAGCCCUUAUGAUUAUGCAUAUUGGGCAAGAGGAUUCCCCUUGGGUAAAUACAGUAGAGUUGGCUGGAAGACUGACUGUAUUGCGAUGACGGUAAGGUCUGUAAAUGAAGCAGGGAAGUGGGAAAACACAGACUGCCAUCACAACAAAAGCUAUAUUUGCCAGAUGGACAGCAAGCCUGAACUAUUCCAUUCCACAACUGCUCCAGAUUCUGACUUCUUCCAUUAUGGUAACAGUAGCUAUUUAAUCAUUCCUUCUAAAAUGAGUUGGGAAGAAGCAAGAAAAGCCUGCAGAGUGAAAUCUUCAGAGCUUGCCAGCAUUUCAGAUUAUUACAGUAAUAUAUUUCUCCUGCUCCAGGCAGCACAAUAUGGUGAGCCCUUAUGGAUUGGACUCAAUAGCAAUAUGAGUUAUGGGUACUACAGAUGGAGCGAUAAAAGGAAAAUUGAUUUUUCUAAUUGGCACUAUGAAGAACCAAAAGAGAAAAUGGCAUGUGUCUUCCUAGAUCUCAGUGGGGAAUGGAAAACAGCACCUUGUAAUGAAAAACACUUUUCUGCCUGCAAAAAAUCGGAGGAUAUACUUUCUUCUGAUCCUCCACAGGAUAUUGGAAGAUGUCCUCAGUCAGGUCACAUAGCUUGGAUUCCUUUCCGUAGCUACUGCUAUUACUUUAAUGCCAAUGAAAUGAGCUGGGUUCAGUCUGUGACUCGAUGCAUUCAGUCAGGUGGAAUGCUGACUUCUGUAGAAGACUUGGCUGAAUCCAACUUCCUGGCAGAACAUGCAGACUUAUACACAAGCAAGACAAGUGGCUUUUGGAUAGGAUUAUACAGAAAUAUAAGUGGGCAGCUGCUCUGGCAAGACAACAGUGCAUUGGACUUUGUCAACUGGGGUGAAGCAGAGCCCUUGGAAGAGCAGCAUGAGAACGAGUACUGUGUGCAGCUCUCUGCCUCCUCUGGGUCCUGGAAUAGCAUCCCUUGCUCCUCCAGAAAGGGUUUUAUCUGUAAGACACCAAAGACUGCUCCUGAAGCAGUUGCAAAUGUGAAAGGUGGCCAAAAGGACAAAGAUCAGAGCACUGUUUGGAUACUCCUUAUUCUGGUUCUCGUCAUUUUAGUAGGCAUGGGCAUCAUGGUUUAUUUCUUCUUCAAGAUCAAAAUCCAGAGUGAGGCUGAACGAGCAGUGGGGCAGCACAGCAUGCUGGUGGAGUACAGCAGUGCCCUGGCCAGAGAGAACAACAAAAAUGAUCCUGCCAGCAGCGAAGGAGGAAGUGAACGGAGUGCUGUGUAAUGUGAUAACAGCUACUCUAUAAAUCCAAGCUUUAAAAGUAAUCUAGCUAGAACAAAUAAAUCUUAGUAGAAGUUACAUGUACCAACAUGCAACUUGAACUAAAGCGGCAAUUAUUCCUUUGGUAUGGGUUAGGCACUAUAGAGCAUCUGUAAGUGAGAUAUCUGUCCUUCAUUCAUGGCUUCAACUUAGAUUAGACAUACCCUGCAACUUUGAAUAUUUUGCAUUAACUAUGAGACUGUAAAGGAUCUGUCUAUCUGUAAAUAAAAGAUCUAUAUCUUAUGUAAUGGUACUUAAGUGUUGAAUUAGCACAUGGAGAUGUUAUCUGAUUGGUGAUUCAGUGUGUCAUUAACCUUGAGAGGCUAACAGGAAGAAACAUGAAAGCAAGUCAUAUAACUAAGAAGAAAUAUAAGUAAGCCGUAAAAUAACAUAAGUGACAAAUAAAGCUGGUAGAAUCUAUUUCUGUUUUUACUUCACUUGGCAGCUCAUUUUUGGAUGUCUUCUCUUAUUAUCCUCCAGCUCUCUGAGUGAGCUGAAGACAGGACACUGUGUCCUUGCCUCUCCUGAGAAAACAGUCCAGCAAGGAGCAGAGCAUAGAGCAUAAACAUGCUGCCUUACAGCAUUACUGUGCUGUUUGUUGUCUCUAAAUUCUAUGUGUGUGGCUAACUGCAAAAUGAAACAAAAAAGAUUUCAAGGAUUUCAAGGGAAAACAGACCCUUGAAAAGUUCAUAAGAACUGUACAAGAGAGGUCAGUGGGAAGGAAUGUCCAUGCAUACUCAUGACAUUAGACUCAUGGCUGGCAGAUAUUGCUGUCAAACAAAAAAAUAUUGCAGAGGUCAGGGAAUGAAGGGUGUUCUGUGUUUGAGAUAUUUUUACUGAGUCCCCUUCAUCUUGCACUUUUUUUUUCUUUGUAUAAAUUACGAUGUACCCAUGUUUAUCUUUUUUUAAGUACUGACACUGAUUUCAGUCAAGUGCUGCUUGAUGGCCACUGAUAUACCAUAAGCAAACAAAAAGAGUAAUCAAAUGAAUAAAACCCCCAUAGAUAUAACAAAUAAUGUCAUUAUAAUUGCAUAUUUUGAUAGCUGAUAUUGGUAAACUAUAUCUCUGUGGACUGUAACUGGUUUUCUUCUCAUACAUUAAGUCACACUUUAGCUUUGCAGAAUAUAUUGUGAAUUUGUCUUAAUAACAAAACUGCAAAAAGUAUGAGAAAUUCUGAAGGCAAUUUCUGCUGAAUAUUUUUCCUUCAAAACAAAGGAUUUUAUUUUUCCUUACACCAUGGCUAAAUUUGAUUUCCUCUUAAUAAAGGGUUACAGCUCA
This is a messenger RNA of Tympanuchus pallidicinctus (lesser prairie-chicken), 5171 nucleotides long. RefSeq names its product macrophage mannose receptor 1-like. Bases 69 to 3857 code for a protein of 1262 amino acids. Lineage: Eukaryota; Metazoa; Chordata; Aves; Galliformes; Phasianidae. Gene Ontology annotation, molecular function: signaling receptor activity. The transcript is spliced from 28 exons. The record is from RefSeq and is a predicted model, not a curated record.